Molecule: messenger RNA, 1692 nt
Organism: Aspergillus japonicus CBS 114.51
Lineage: Eukaryota; Fungi; Ascomycota; Eurotiomycetes; Eurotiales; Aspergillaceae
Product: putative G2/M phase checkpoint control protein Sum2
Exons: 4
Coding region: 1-1692 (563 amino acids)
Biological process (GO): P-body assembly; cytoplasmic stress granule assembly
Cellular component (GO): P-body
Molecular function (GO): mRNA binding
Source: RefSeq, a predicted model, not a curated record
AUGGAUAUGAACCAUUUAAUAGGUCAGCGGUUCAACCUGAUCUCCAAGAGUGACAUUCGCUAUGUUGGAACCUUGCAUGAGAUCAACCCUGAAGCUUCCACAAUAGCUCUGGAGAAUGUCGUCUCUUUUGGAACUGAGGGCCGUCGAGGCAACCCAGCUGAGGAGAUCGCCCCGUCUGCCAGUGUUUAUGAAUACAUUGUCUUCCGGGGCAGCGACGUAAAAGACAUUAGCGUAGCGGAGGACAAGAAGGAAAAUGCACCAUCCGAACCUCCUCAGGUCCCUGAUGAUCCUGCCAUCCUAGGGAGCAUGUCUCGUCCUGGUCCAGGUCCUCAAGGCAUUUCUCCUCACUCCCAAGCACAGCAACCUCCUCGUCCGGCUCCUGGCUAUCCCCAGCAACCUCAGUUCCAGGGCUUCUACCCUCCCUAUGGGCAGCGCUUUGGGGCUCCUGGUUUCCCUCCUGGGCCCGGAUUCCCUAAUAUGCCGUACGGAGCUCCUCCCCCAGGAUGGUACCCUCCCCCGGGUCAAGGAUUCCCUCAAGGACCAGGCCAGUUUCCCCCUCAUCAGAUGCCUAUUGGACCCCCUGGUCAACACCAGACCCCUCCGCCACAGCGUCAGGGGGCGCCUGGUGCGGGCCCUGUAAACGUUCCUAAAGCCACCUCCGAGCUUCCCGUUGGUGAACGGCCCUCCAGUAAGCCCGCCAGCCGGAAUGCCACGCCUGCACCUGCUGCUGGUCAGAACCCUCCUCCACCCCCUGUUGAAUCGAAACCUUCCGUAAUGGAAGCCGUACAAGCCUCCAGUAUUCCCGCGACGGCGGCGGCGCUUCCGGUUACAUCCAAGAUACCACCCACCGGACCCAGGAGCGGACGUGUGCAGCCGGCCAUCCCGAUUGCUACGCACUCUAAGCCGCCAGUCCCAGCUGUAGGCCCUUACCCCGGUGCUAAUGUGGGAAACAAUGUGUCGCAAGGUACUGCUGCUCAGGCGGCCAUUACUGAAGCCACUCGUGCUGCCACUGCUGCUGUCGCGGCUGCCAUGGCUAAAUUGCCUCAACCCAGUGCACAGAAGGCUCCUGGUCAUGGCGAGGCGUCUGUGGACGGCAUGACAAAGCAGCUCGCUGAAAUGAAGCCUUACGAAGGAAAUCGGGCUCCUCGCGGCGGUCAUCCGCACCCACGAGGCGGACGUGGUGGUCACCGCGCUCCUUAUCAGGGCCAGGCGAAGAAGGUUGAGGUUCCUGACACCGACUACGACUUCGAGACCGCCAAUGCCAAGUUCAACAAGCAGGAUCUGGUGAAGGAAGCUAUUGCCACUGGCUCUCCGGUGCAUGAAGCCGAGGCUGCUUUCCCUGAAGGCGAGGACGAAUACACCGAUAAGUCCAGCGCGGAUAACGUCAACUCGUACAACCGGGCUACCUCCUUCUUUGACAACAUCUCGAGCGAGGCUCGCGAUCGGGAAGAGGGUACUGGUGCUCGUGCCGGCGGCCGUGAGUGGCGCGGUGAGGAGGAGAAGCGGAACAUCGAGACGUUUGGUCAGGGCAGCGUCGAUGGUUAUCGGGGCAGCUAUCGGGGCCGGGGCAGAGGAAGAGGCUAUGGCCGUGGCCGCGGAGGUUAUGGUCGUGGAUACAACUCUCGUGGCCGUGGCGGUCUCCGUGGUGGUCGCAAUGCUCCUCAGUCCACCGGAGUGCCUACGCAGAUCUAA